AGCUCGAAGAAUAGAAAAUGGCCGAGGUGAGAGGAACACAGCCGGGUGAAGCUGCGUGCGUCCGUUGAGAUUGGUGCGAGCCUCGGCCCCUUGGCGGUGUUUUCUGCCAUUCCUUGAGAGCUUGGGCGCUUUCUCGGGUCUUAUGGCAUCUCCGCCGCCCAGUCAGUGCUCCGGUGCAGCGGGUGACGCAGCCGCUCGAUCUUCUUCCUCCCUUUGCCUUGCGACCGAGCUGCCGGGUGCGGCCGAGGCCUUCCUGGAAUCCGGCCUGGAGCUGCCCGACAGGCCUGCCGUUGCCGUGACUGUAGCCUUGGCGCCCUCACCGGUAGCUCCCGCUCCCGGCGGCGCCUUUUCGGUGUCCGUGGUUUUCCCCGGCUCGGUGACCCGCGAGGGCUGCUUCCGUUUCACCUGCGAGCUCCUGAAGCACGUCCUGUACCAGAGACAGCAGCUGCCCCUGCCUUACGAACAGCUCGCCAUCUUCCACCGAAGGCAGCUCCCGAGGCCCCAAGGCCAGGGUGAAGAUACAGUCAGAAAAGCAUAUCCAAAAGAUCAAGUCAGCAACAAGAAAUGCCAGCAAGUACUAAAUGACCUCGAGGGUGUGUUCCAUCAUUUGGAAAUCAUGUUUAGUUUGACACUGGUCCCACGAGUUCUUAUUCUGCUUGGGGGUACUGCUGUUAGUCCUAAGGAACUCUAUGAAAUUAACCUGCAAGAUGUAUCUGUGAGUGGUGCUGAGGAGAGUCUGCAGACAGCAGCUUGUGUUCGCAAGCUUUUCCAUUCGCUCUUCCUGGCGGAUGUGUUCAGCGAGCUUCAAGCUGUUCCCACAAUGAGUGCUACUAUUAUGGUUCAGGGGCACCGCAAUUGUGGCAUUGAUUGGUUCCGACCCAAACUAAAUUAUAAAGUGCCAACUCGAGGAAGAAAGCUGACUGUCAACUUAUCAUGCAGUCAUGACAACAGUGCAACUCUCUCUGCCUACCAAGAGAUGAACUCUGCCUGGGAUGAUUAUAUAUGGUUUCAAGCUCCAGUGACAGUCAAAGGCUUCCAUUACUUUUCUUGACAAAGUUUUUAAGGAGGGUUAUUAACUUCUAUGCUGAUGUUUUGUAAUUGUAUGUUUGAUCUGCUGCAACCAAAAAAUUCCCCUCUUCUGAAUCUCUAGGGCCUUUUUACAACAUUGUUGAGCUUCCUAUAUUUUCUACAGUUACUCUCUUACAGUGAUAUUACUUAGAAGCAAACUACAUGUGAUUAUAGGAAGUGCCUUUCAAGAACUGAUUCAAAGUUCAAAACACAGACACACACCCAAUCCCCUUAGGAAUACUAAUCUACUUUCUCGGCUGCAGACUUUGCUGUCAAAUGAUACUUGAAAAACUGUGGACUAUGUUGACUGGAAGAUAUUUGUGCAAUUGUAUUCACAAUUUUUUGAAGAAUAUGAUGAAAUCCAGAUAAAAUUUGAUGCCUUUCCUUCUUACUGAUUUGGGUGUGGUACUGAUUCAGAUGUCCAGAAUUGUCCUGAUGUCUGGAGGGAAGAUUGUAUUUAAAGCUGGUAUCUACAGCUUGACUAGUGUUUUCUAGAAGCUGUCUGUAAACUGUGAUUCUCCUGGGAAAGCCAAGUCUGAUUUCUAACAAAUAUUAGGCUGGCAGUUCAUUGACAACUAUGAGCAAAAUUAAUUCACUUCGUUUUCCAAAUAAUAGAUAUCCUCUAGUGUGCUGACUUUCUCCUUGUUUGUUGCUUUCUAACAUACUAAAUUAAAGGUUAGCAUCCUAGAAGUGCUCCUUGUUGAAACAGAUCUUGUGCAUAAUCCUUGUUAUAGUUUGCCAUUGUAAAACUGUGGAAGUUGUACGCCUCAUCUAAAGUUGCUUUGACCAAGGGUAAAGCUGUAGGUAACAGGCCACAAGAAAGGCAGAUCUGAAAAGAACCUGUUGACUACUCUACACUGUGGCACUUGAACCACUUACUUCAACUGAAGGAACGUGGGACAUGAGCAAGUUCAUUAGGGAAGGCAGCAAUACCGGUGGGAACAUGAACUGCAAUCCUGGAGUGGAAGAUAACCAAGAUAACCAAGAGAAAGCAGACAAUAUGGAUACAGGCAUGCUUUUUCUCGUGUUAAAGCUUGACAGAAGACCUCAGCAGAUCUCUUACCUUAAG
Molecule: messenger RNA, 2137 nt
Organism: Varanus komodoensis (Komodo dragon)
Lineage: Eukaryota; Metazoa; Chordata; Lepidosauria; Squamata; Varanidae
Gene: MAD2L1BP
Product: MAD2L1 binding protein
Exons: 4
Coding region: 143-1051 (302 amino acids)
Biological process (GO): regulation of exit from mitosis
Cellular component (GO): nucleus
Source: RefSeq, a predicted model, not a curated record